AUGUAUGUAUCUAUCUUUGUGUGAUACAUAUUUCAUUUUAUCUUUCUCCUUGUAUUUUUCCUUGCUUUUUUCUCUCUGCAGACUCUACCUCCAAAGCAGGAGGGUUGUGGAGCCCAUUUCUGGUCCUCUGCUUUGCUGGAUUCAAGCUCUCUAGUAUUGGUUUCUUAAUGAUGUUUGUCUGCUGAGAGAUACCAGACUUCUCACUUGACCCAAUCACUUUUAUUACACUUCCAUCCUCACCUUGUUCAAGAGAAACACAACCUAAACUCAACUAGUUCGAUUUCACUUUUUCUUGUUGGGUCCUCAGAUCUGUUAGAUUUAGUUUCAGAUCUUCUUGUGUGAUUCAACUUCUAAAGAGUUUGGUGCAAGUAGAAGUUGAGGGGAAACUUGAAGGAGUUUUGGGCCAUUCUUGAUUUAGGUCAUUACUAAAUGUGGACCAUUAGGAGUGUUAUCUAAAUGAGGAGGUAUGUUGACAGGUUUAAUGAACUUCUUGAGGGCCUGUUUCAGGCCAAGGUCAGAUAGUUAUGUUAAAAGCUCUGAUGCCGUUGGGCGCCAAGAUGGGCUUCUGUGGUACAAGGAUUCUGGGCAACACUUUAAUGGGGACUUUUCAAUGGCUGUAGUUCAAGCCAACAAUUUACUGGAGGAUCAGAGUCAGCUUGAAUCAGGCUGUCUGAGCUUGAACGAGUCAGGCCCGUAUGGUACUUUUGUAGGAGUUUAUGAUGGACAUGGCGGCCCUGAGACAUCGCGUUUUAUCAAUGUUCAACUCUUUCAGCAUCUAAAGAAAUUUGCAUCUGAGCAUCAGUCCAUGUCAGAGGAGGUAAUAAGAAAGGCAUUCCAUGCAACAGAAGAGAGUUUUACAUCUAUUGUUCGCAAGCAAUGGCCAAUACAACCACAACUUGCCGCAGUUGGAUCCUGUUGCUUGGUUGGAGUGAUAUGCAGUGGAAAUCUCUAUAUUGCAAAUCUUGGUGAUUCCCGUGCUGUGUUAGGCAGACUUGUCAAGGCAACAGGGGAAGUUCUUGCAAUUCAGCUUUCAGCAGAACAUAAUGCGUGCAUCGAGUCAGUGAGACAAGAAUUACAUUCUGUUCACCCAGAUGAUCCGCAGAUAGUUGUUCUGAAACAUAAUGUAUGGCGAGUAAAGGGCCUAAUACAGAUCUCAAGAUCCAUUGGUGAUGUUUACUUAAAGAAGGCUGAAUUCAAUAGGGAGCCAUUAUAUGCCAAGUUUCGGCUUCGUGAACCUAUUAAAAGGCCGAUUUUGAGCUCUGAUCCGUCAAUAUCGGUGCACCAGUUGCAGCCUCAUGAUCAGUUCAUUAUAUUUGCAUCAGAUGGUCUAUGGGAGCACCUUAGUAACCAAGAAGCAGUUGAUAUUGUUCAAAAGCACCCUCACAAUGGAAGUGCUAAGAGAUUAGUAAAAACUGCUAUGCAUGAAGCAGCAAAGAAGAGGGAGAUGAGAUAUUCUGAUUUGAAAAAGAUUGACCGUGGAGUACGCCGCCAUUUCCAUGAUGACAUCACAGUUAUCGUUUUGUUUCUGGACUCCAAUCUUGUGAGCAAGGCUAGCACAGCAAAGGGUCCGAACCUGUCUGUAAAAGGGAGUGGAAUAAGUCUUCCUUCUAGGAUUCUCGCCCCUUCAGCAUGACGCGCCAGUAAAAGCGGAGGAACCUGAUGUAGAGAUUGGCUAAUUAUCGUCUGUUGUAUUAUGUUCAUGUGAAUACAAGGUAGCUUCUUUAAAGGCAAGAACAUAUGCUGUCAAUUCUUUUAAAUGUACUCCUUAACUUUUUAGCCAAGAACUAAUACCAAUGGGCUUAGCUUAUAUGCCCACCAAGAGAGAAUUGACAAUCAUAAUAGAGUUAUAUCACCUUCUCAA
Daucus carota subsp. sativus is the source of this 1861-nucleotide messenger RNA. RefSeq names its product probable protein phosphatase 2C 28. Gene Ontology annotation, biological process: peptidyl-threonine dephosphorylation. Bases 467 to 1633 code for a protein of 388 amino acids. NCBI's taxonomy places the organism in Eukaryota, Viridiplantae, Streptophyta, Magnoliopsida, Apiales, Apiaceae. The record is from RefSeq and is a predicted model, not a curated record. The transcript is spliced from 5 exons. Gene Ontology annotation, molecular function: cation binding; protein serine/threonine phosphatase activity.